AUGGCGGGGCACGGCGAGAAGCGGCGCCGGACGGGAGGGGCCCACGAGGAGCCGGUGGAGGAGGACCGCAUCUCGGACCUUCCCGACGUCCUGCGCCUGCAGAUUCUCAGCCUGCUGCCGCUCAAAUCGGCCAUCCGCACCGGCGCGCUCUCCUCGCGGUGGCGCCGCCUCUGGGCGUACCGCUGGCCGGAGCCGUCCUCGGUGAGCAUCCGCCUCCCGCCCGGCGGCGGCGCGGCGGGGGCGGUGGCGGUGGCGGCGGCGCGCGCGGAGGCGCUCGCGGGGAUCGACCGCCGCGGGCGCCGCCGCGUCGACGGCUUCUCCCUCGCCUUCCAUGGCGGGCAGCUCACGCAGGCGGACCUCAACCGCUGCGUCCACUACACGGCGGCGUGCGAGGCCGAGGACCUGCACCUCCGCGUCGACGGCGGCGCGGGCGCCGGCCGGGGCUCGCGCGGGGGCACGCGCCGCCCCGGCAUGCUCACUGUGCAGUUCCCCGUGGGGAGCCCGCUGCUCGCGCGCCUGUCGAUGCGCGGGCUCAACCUCACGGCCGUCAACAACGCCAUGGUCAUCACGCUCGAGGUGAUCCACCUCCACUCCGUCUUCCUCACCGACGCCGCGCUGCGCCGGAUGGUCGCCGCCUGCCCCCGCCUCCGGGAGCUCGACCUCCGUUACUGCCGCCGCCUGCGCCGCGUCGACUUCAGCAACGUCGGGGUGCCCAACCUCAGGAGCUUCACCGUCGUCGACUGCUCCCGCACCACCGAGCUCCGGGUCCCUGUCGCGCCCCGCCUCCGGUCGUUCCGCUUCAGCGGCGCCUUCCUCUCCAGCAACAUCCUCUCUGGCGCCAAGGGCUCUCUUGAGCAUCUGUACCUCUGCUCUGGCGGGCCAGAGACCGGCCUUCCCACCACCAACUUGCCCUAUGCAGUUCCUCGCCUGUCGAACCUCACUGUCCUCACCCUCUGCAGCAUUGCCCUCCAGUAUGUUUCUUCUUUCACAGCCAAGGCUGUAAUGGAGAGCAACCUGCAUGGCUUGAGGGAGCUCCAUUUGCUCAUGUUCUGGAUGGCCAACUCCAACCUUGCUGACAUCUAUAGCUUCCUCAAGACCUGCCCUUGUCCUCAGUUGGAGCGCCUCUUUGUGCAGCUCCCGACAAACACUGGUGAUGCAUUCACGGAGAAUUUCUUGAAGGUGGCGGAGGAGGACCCACCAAAAGGUGGAUUAGAAAACCUUUGCUUAGCCAAGAUGACAAAUUUCAAGGGGCACCGUAAUGAGAUGCAACUAGUAGGAUUUCUGCUUAGAAAGUCUAGUAGUCUGAAUAAACUAUUUCUGAUUGCUCCUAAGGAGGAUCACCCUCAAGGACUCCGCAAGAUUCAGUCAGAUAUACUGCCUGAUCUUCUAAAAAAAGAAAUAUUGCAUCUGGAAAGAGCUUCAGCAAAUGCCCAGAUAUUUUUCAGUGAGCCUGAUGCUCAGACCCAGCCAUUGCAUUCGGAGGUCUUUGUCAGGUUUUAG
Miscanthus lutarioriparius is the source of this 1500-nucleotide messenger RNA. The record is from the annotation of a GenBank genome assembly. Lineage: Eukaryota; Viridiplantae; Streptophyta; Magnoliopsida; Poales; Poaceae.